This is a messenger RNA of Poecilia latipinna (sailfin molly), 2069 nucleotides long. RefSeq names its product opioid growth factor receptor-like. Gene Ontology annotation, molecular function: opioid growth factor receptor activity. The transcript is spliced from 8 exons. The coding region runs from base 365 to 1648 and encodes 427 amino acids. The record is from RefSeq and is a predicted model, not a curated record. Lineage: Eukaryota; Metazoa; Chordata; Actinopteri; Cyprinodontiformes; Poeciliidae. Gene Ontology annotation, cellular component: membrane.
AUGAUUCUUUGUUGUUUGAAAAAGUACAUUAUGCAAGAAUAGACAUAAUUUUUUUUUACUAUAAUUCUAGUCGGCGGUCCUUGUUAGAUGCUCACUGCCCACCUAAAAUUCACAUCUCAGACUUGAACCACAUUUUGACAUUUACUCUAAUUAAAUUAGAUGGACCCGGAAGACAUUUUAAUGUCUAAAAACGUAUCAACUCGACAAAAAACAAACUGGACUUCGCGUAAUUCCAUUUGUCGCGCUGAGUGAAGCCAUGCCGUGCACACGACGGGUAUAUUUGUGGGAGUUGUUAGAAAGUUCAGUUUCGAUUUCUGCAAAGUGAACCGUGGGAGAAAGUGAAACUGAUGUGCUGUCGGCUAGCAUGGAGAGCUUGUCAAACAUGUACCGUCGCGCUCGACGCAAGGCUUCCUACUUUUUCGACCUGGUUAGUUUUGUUCUUAGGUUGUUCUUUCAAACUCUGUCUCCACUGUGGUCCUGGAUUUUGCGGAUCCCGGGUGUUGAGUUCCUCUGCAUACGAGCUCGAUUGUUAUGCGUAAGAGUCCAAAACUUCGCCUCGCUGACUUGGCGAGGCAGAAGAAAUGAGCCGAGUGAGAACAACAGGUACUCUUCGGAUGAGGAGGAAGGGAUCAGCGGGGGUCUUUACAAUGGCCCCACUGUGAGGAGCCCCAGUGAGGUCCCCGAAAAACCGGACGAGCCUACAGAGGUUAAGGUAGAGAAGGAGUUCAGCGGAAAUGAAUAUCGAGUCGACGAAACGGAUGAUUUCUACUGCGACUAUGAUUCAACAUGGGAGGAUGAGAAUGAGGGACCCCCAAGAAGGAGCAGGACCUUCCAAACCAGAAGGAACAGAACUUACAAGUUCAUCAGGUUUGAAAAUGCUGCUAAAGACAUGCAGAACUACAGGCACGACUACCCAAACCUUCACCGGACACGACACUUUGGGCAAGAAAAUGAUGAAAAGCCCAAUCUGAGCUUCUACCUCGGGGAUACAUCAUCUUUACCAGACGGGGUCUACAUUCAUCAGUUCCACAAUGAAUGGAAAGGAAAGUAUGCCAAACUGGAGCAUACACACAGCUAUAUUCAGUGGCUGUUUCCUCUGCAGGAACCCGGGGUGAACUAUGAAGCAACAACCCUGACGAAGCAGGAAAUUCAGGAUUUUCUUGAUAGUACAACUGCAAGGAAGAAUCUACUUAAGUCUUACGAGCUCAUGUUGGAUUUUUAUGGCAUCAAGUUAGAAAAUGAGGAAACAGGAAAGGUCGCGAGAGCAGACCACUGGAUUGACAGGUUCCAGAAUCUGAACAAUCACACACACAACAACUUGCGCAUCACCCGCAUCCUGAAGUGCCUGGGAACUCUUGGAUACCGUCACUACCAAGUGCCUCUGGUUCGGUUCUUCCUGGAAGAGACUCUGGUCAAUGGUGAACUUCCGAGGGUCAAAGACAGCGCCCUGAGCUACUUCUUGUUUGCUGUUCUCGAUAAGCAAGAACGCAGGAAGCUUCUCAAGUUUGCCUAUGAUCACUACAACGAUAGUGAGCCGUUUGUGUGGUGCCCGAAGAAAAUCCAGGACGCAUGGUCAAAAGCUUGGCAGGAACAGGACCAAUUUAGUUUAGAAGGAAACGACUGGGACAACAUGUCAAUGCACAACUGAUGAUGUAGCAAUAAAUAUGCAAUAAGAAUAAAAAUUUAAUGCACAACCUGUUGAACAUUUGUUCAGAAGCUUUAUAUCUGUAAAGUAUUGGAGAUUAGAGUCUAUUAAUCUCCACUUUAAAGUGAAGAUUGAGAUGAAAGCAGUUGUUUGUUGAGGUAUAACACCUACUAGUCAUGUUUGCAGUUUUUCCAGUUGUUUACUUAUUCUUCCUGUUCUUAUGCACUGAAUGUGUGUUUUACACUAAGACAAAUAAAGUACAUUACAGCACCUUCAGAAAAAAGGUGAACAUAAACUGGAUUAUUUUUUCAUAUCUAUCGUUUAGUUUGAUUUUCAGAAUUGAAAUGUCUACACUUAAAUUGUUCUGAGUUCUUGAAUUGUAAUUCAUGCCUUUUCUUCAUUAAAAGAAUAAAACCUCACUCCA